Molecule: messenger RNA, 503 nt
Organism: Aspergillus costaricaensis CBS 115574
Lineage: Eukaryota; Fungi; Ascomycota; Eurotiomycetes; Eurotiales; Aspergillaceae
Exons: 2
Coding region: 204-416 (70 amino acids)
Source: RefSeq, a predicted model, not a curated record
CAACAGGCAGCUUAAGCCCCUGUAGCUGCGGUCCAUUCUCUGUUCUCUUAGUACACUUCCACCGUCUAUAAUUCUUGAACAUAACAGUUUGGGACGUUAAUACUUCUUCACCGUUCUAGCCAUAAAAUUAUCAAAGCAGACUUUAUCGCGCAGCUUCCAACCUUUUCAACGAUCUUCUUCCUCAUUCGAACAAGAAGUUCACAAUGCCCGCCAUCAACUUUCCCCGAUCGACCACAGUCCUGUCUCACAAAACCAUCGGAAAGCGCAGCUGGGCUGGUGAAGAACCCGGUGUGAUUCUGGAUUUUGUCGUGGUCUUCAUCGUGCUCUGUGGGAUUUUGGGCCUUAUCAUCCAGAAAGCGUGGCGGAGUCGUCAGGCUGAGAGGGCGGAAUGGGAGAUAACGGAGAUUAAGGAUUAGUGGACAGUUGACGUUGUCGUUAUACCCGUUUUUGAAUGUGCGCUUGGCGUGAGCGCUGAAGAUGGUAUCUUGGAACUCUUAAUUAAU